AGUUCAAAGUUUUUUAUUUUGAUUGAUAUAACCCUAAAUUUAGGUGUAGACGUAACACUUUGACAUUGUUUCACAUCUUCAUCAACCCUUUUUCCUUCAUCUUAAAUUGUGUAUUUAUCCCAAUUUUUUCUACAAAAUAAACAUCAUAUUCAUACCGUAGGAUCUUCGAUACAAAAUUCGAUUCCGACUAUUUUAAUUCAGGGGACAAGAAGGAAGAAAAAUCGAGGGAUCUCCAAAUUCAGAGCUUAAACUGAGAGAGAGCACGAUCUUAAGGCAAGUCUACAAUGGGGAGAGCAUAAUUUUUCUGGAGUGGAAGAGGAGAAAGAAAUUUUGGGAUAUGAAUGCUCUGUAAUACCCCCAUCAAACGGUGGUUGGAACGAAGAUAAUGUCGAAACUUUUUGGGAAAAUUGCUGCUUUCUUCAGCAAUAGAACUCUGGUGGGAGUGGACAAAGCGGGAAACAGAUACUUCUUCGUAAAAGAAGAAAUAGAUGGUAUAAGUAAUGAAAGAGAAGAGAUGGGUGCUAUUUAAGGGUGAGGAUGAUCCAACGUCAAUUCCAGUGGAGUGGAUAUGUUGGUUAAAUGGGCAGCGUAAAAAGGCUCCAACCCCAGAGGAAAUGAGGGAGCUAGAAGCUAGGCGUGAACGUGUACGACAAAAUGUUGCUCUUCUCAAGAAAGAAGAGAUGGAAAGAAACUCUAAAGAAGGCAAUUUACGGAAAAUCAUCAGCACCGGUCAAGUUAUGGGUCCUGACUUGAAAAGCUUUAUCCGACAGGUCCCAACUGGUUCAGAAGGUGCCCAAGAUGUGGAAGGAUUGCCUACAAGGGAUAGCCUGAGGAACUCAAACGAAAAGGAGGCAGAUCAAGAGAAACCAAUUCCCGAAAAAAAGGAAAACAACAAAGUGCCUAUUGAAUACCAAAAAGUUCCCAUUCUUUCAUAUUCAGGUCCUCCGAGCCUGUUGGGUCUGGCCAUACAUUUAAACCAGGAACAUGGCAGCCACCAACAUGAAUGGUGAUUGCCCUUCAAGGAGAACUCGCGAACAUUAAAGCUAGCAGUUCGUUCUAUUCCCAACAAUUUGGUAAGCUUCUGAGUUCCGAUUCCUUACCUUCUACUUUUUCUGAGGACAUGCCCUUCUACUUGACUGUAUCAGAUCCUGCCCUCGGAAGGUCUAAAACAAGAUUGUCACUCUGCAUUGCCUUGGUUUUCAAAUGGUCAUAUGUAGUAUUUGUCUGAUGAAAAGCAGUUGUUACUUAAAUUUUAUGUAGUAAGUUCAAUAAGUAUCCUUAUAGAAUACUUGUGACAGUUUUGACCUCCCCCAUUCUAUCUAGAGGCUGAGAAAAGUAACUUGCAAUUGUCGGUAGCAGCAUUCCCUUGGAAGAUUCACUGUGGGAUUGAUAUCAUUCCUGUUGGUUAUGAUUUGAUUUGUAAAACAUUUUAUCCCAGAUUGGUUGGAAUUCAUUGUAAUAAUGUUUUCAGGCUCAGCUAGAGGGAUUAAUAAUGUUGAUGCAUUCGAUAUUUUGUUGUGUGCUCCUGCUACUAACAUUUGUGGGGGUAUAAGGAUAGAAAUGGGAAGCCUGAGAACAUGAUGUUAGGGCAUAGGAAUAGGAUUAAUGUGUGAUUGUUUAGGCCUUUGAGAAUGAGAAUUUUGGAGAUUUUUAUUUCA
This is a messenger RNA of Cucumis sativus (cucumber), 1658 nucleotides long. RefSeq lists its product as uncharacterized. NCBI's taxonomy places the organism in Eukaryota, Viridiplantae, Streptophyta, Magnoliopsida, Cucurbitales, Cucurbitaceae. The coding region runs from base 501 to 1010 and encodes 169 amino acids. The transcript is spliced from 9 exons. The record is from RefSeq and is a predicted model, not a curated record. Gene Ontology annotation, cellular component: membrane. Gene Ontology annotation, biological process: mitochondrial respiratory chain complex I assembly; response to oxidative stress.